AUUCAUUUGGGAAAAUUGUUAACUCGAAUCGGAGUUCUGAGAAAAGAUGCUGUCAAUUUUAGCUCUACAUGAAAAUACCCACCUCAUCGAUGGCUGUGUAGAAAUUUUGAAUGAAGAAUGGACGAGGAGCAAAGCAGCAAGGUUGCACUCUAUAACCAAGUCAUGCUCUACAUUACCAUAUUCAUUAGUACUGGUGGAGAAUGAGAGCACAGUGGUUGGAUACUGCAGGUUAGCCAAGGUCAUCAGUGAUGCCAAGAGUGUUCUUGUUGAAUCCGUUGUUGUAGGCAAGAAGCGUAGAGGCCAGGGAUUGGGACGGAGUGUGAUGGAGAUGGCUGAACAACAUGCAGCUAGAGAAGGAUUUCAGAGGGUAUACCUGUGCACCAAGGACAAACAAGGGUUCUAUCAGCAUCUAGGUUACUCCUUCUGCAAGCCUGUGAAUACAGUAGGAGCAAUGAUGCUAGAAACCUGUGACUGUGCACCAGAGACGAACACACCACUACCUGUUGAGGAUCUAGGAACAGAUUGCAAGUCCUGCGACCCUACAUCACAACCAGCCAUCUCACCGAGCAAUAUGGACAUUCAAGAAACCAGAAAUGAGUGCUGUAAUAGGACAGAAACUGUGUGUAGUUCAGAUUCGGUAUGCAAUGGAGCCACAGUGAAAAGGACAGAACAGUCCCCUGGACCUCCACAGGGUGUGGCUCCUCCACCACCACCCCCUCCACCCCCUCCGAUAGCCUUGUCCUCCACCAAACCAGCACUUCGCAUAGAUUGGAUGAUGAAGAAUGUCGUCCAUAUAUCAUAACCAUAGUACCUCAGAUGUCACUUUCUAUAGUUUUUAACUUGUCUUCAUUAUCUUUAAAGAACCAGAGUCUAACCCGUUUCUGCAACCCCCUGUGUAGAAGCCUAGAAGGACCACCUGUCUUAAGGCUACAUCUUUGUUUUCAUUGAAUACCGGUAGUAGUCCUCAUUGAAACACUUAUAAAAGAAAUCUCUUUAUAAAGACCAUCUGCCUAUAACACUGCCUAUUUGUCUCCUGUGAUGGUUUAUUAAAAGAAUUAAUUUGACUGCUAAGAAUGCAUGUGCAUGAUUGUAAGUACAUGUAUGCAACCAAUUGACACAUGAUGUUAAACCUCACCUCGGGGGACUUGGUUAUGAGGAUUAAUGCAGUUCCAUCGACUUGGUUUCUAACCCAGGACCUCACGGUAACGAGACCACUGAUCUACUACUAAACCACCACCACUCUUCUUUGAGCAGUCUUUAUAGUUAGCUUUCACUCUAAUUUACUGUAGACCAGCUAGUAUAUGACUUUAUACCCAUCUGGUUCUCAGGAGAAAAUAAGUGCAUUUACCAAUGUGUGUGUGUGUGUGUGUGUUUUGCAAAACAGUAUUUCUUUACUCUAGAGAGUUUAUUCAUUUGCUACCAUAUGUCAAUGAGUGUGGUUUUCAGUAGUUAAUCUGAUAGCAAUUGUCUUUAUUGUGAUAUCAGUACUUUGUGGUGAAUCUUGCUCUAAUUCUAAGCCAUCUCAGAGAUAACGACAACUGCCUGCUCUAUUAUUAAUACAUAUAUGAUACAUGUAUGUAUCAUAAUGUUUCAACUGAAAUAUUGUCCAUGUAGCUUCAAAUUGUAUAUCUUGGAAUGUUAGGGUGGUCCAAAUCAGUCAAAAUUAUAAUUGCUGAUUGGCCUCUUGUACUAAUUUCAGCAGUAUGAAAGUAAUAGAUAUCUGAAAACAUACACUGUAGAAAAGAUGAUCAAACUUACAUUUUCAUGUUUCUUACUGAUUAUCUUAUGCUGUCAAAGCAUCCAAAUAAUUACCUUAUGUUUAAGACCAUAAUUUUAGUUUCUCCAACUUUGAGCGGUGGAGCAACAUUGGAAUAAAUACAUUUAACCGUAUCGGUAUAUAGUGUACAGUAUAUUUCACAUCACAUGGAACAAUCGCCCAAAAAGUCAACUGAAAAGACUAUUAAAUUGAUAAUAAAGCACUAACUUGACGUUUUAAAAUUUAAAUGAUCGCACAAUAUAUAGUGUAAUUCUAUAUUCUGUAUUCAGUUUGGAUAUAUUUCAAAAGCCACCUAAGCAUUCUUUAAAUAAUGUUAAGUAACAACAAUAUACAUGAAUGAACGAUAUGUGAAUGUAUGAUCUAGAGGUGAAUUUCCCUUUUUUAUUCUAAGUAAAGACGGAAUGAUUGCCCCAGUUCUACAACGUGUACAGUUAUAAAUAUCAGAAUUUUGUCCUAUUUUUUAAUUUUUGAUGAUACAUGUAUAGCAAUGAUUGAAUGAGUACUUCACAUUGUCAUUGCAGUAUUUCUUCCUCUUUUCUAAUUUAAAGUGUAAAUUGUCAAAUAUAGCCAUUUUAAACAAUGUUGAAUGAGACUUUGUUAUUAUGUUCACACGAGUGGAUGACAGAAUUCAGUCGAUUUUACAUAUAUUACUAUGUAUGAGAAAGAUUAUAAUUUAUAUCACGUUAUACAACUCAAUCCUUGCACUGUGUAUAAACGCUUUAUAUAGAGGUAAGCAUUUUUAACGUUCUUGGGGUGUAAUAGUAAGUUUUACUAACAACUAAAAAAAAACAGAUUUGAUACUGUAUGACUCUCCAUAUCAUUGGUGCAUUAACUUGACAAUUAUUGCUAUCAAUCAUUUAUUGUAAAAGAACAUUGUGGGAAAAUUUUUGUAAUGUAAAUUACUAAAGUUAUAUUUUUGCAAUUAUUAUGAUUACGAUUGCAAUGGAAUGUUUGAUUCUAAUUUGUAUUAAAUUUGCUGAAUUUUCAAUAAAAUAUCUUGUUUUCUUCAGAACCUCUACCUGUGCUUUCUUGUAACAUUUUAAACUAUCUAUUGUUUUUUUUGUCUAUGCAUUAAUUCUCCUUUACACACUAUAUUUUAACUAUUUGAAUUUGGCGUUAUCAAAUGGUAUUAAAGAUAAUGCAAAGUUUUGG
Messenger RNA from Strongylocentrotus purpuratus (purple sea urchin), 2929 nucleotides. RefSeq names its product N-alpha-acetyltransferase 80. Gene Ontology annotation, biological process: protein acetylation. Lineage: Eukaryota; Metazoa; Echinodermata; Echinoidea; Camarodonta; Strongylocentrotidae. The record is from RefSeq and is a predicted model, not a curated record. The transcript is spliced from 4 exons. The coding region runs from base 47 to 802 and encodes 251 amino acids. Gene Ontology annotation, molecular function: N-acetyltransferase activity; acetyl-CoA binding. Gene Ontology annotation, cellular component: cytoplasm.